Molecule: messenger RNA, 3814 nt
Organism: Actinia tenebrosa (Australian red waratah sea anemone)
Lineage: Eukaryota; Metazoa; Cnidaria; Anthozoa; Actiniaria; Actiniidae
Product: transient receptor potential cation channel subfamily M member-like 2
Biological process (GO): metal ion transport; monoatomic cation transmembrane transport
Cellular component (GO): plasma membrane
Molecular function (GO): monoatomic cation channel activity
Source: RefSeq, a predicted model, not a curated record
GACAAAGCCAUUCUAAGAGCUUUAUUGAAAGGUCAAAAUGCACUUCCCAAGCAUCAACUCAGCCUUGCUUUAGUUUGGGACCGAGCAGACAUUGCAAAGUCAGAGAUUUUUGCUGAAGAUAUCAAGUGGAAGACCUGUGACUUAGAGAAUACGAUGAUGGAAGCCUUGUUACAGGAUCGAGUUGAGUUUGUCGAACUCCUUCUGGAAAAUGGUGUCAGCAUGUCACAUUUUCUGACAGAAAAACGCCUGGAAGAGUUGUAUAGAAAGACCAUGGACGUCAGUUGCACUCUUAAAUAUAUGUUAGAGAAAUGCAAAGUUCAACAUUCUUUUGUUUACUCUGAUCUGGGUAAAAUUGUGGAUCAUCUUUUGGAUGUAACGUUUAAUUUUGCCGACAGCGAACACCAGACAGACUUUCUAAGUCAGAGUCUAAAUAUCUACAACGCCUUCCUCUUAUCGCCUGCCAGUGGUUCGAACCUUGAACACACGUUACGUUUCAAAACACCGUUCCACGAGCUUCUGCUUUGGUCUGUGCUGUGUAACCGUCGCAAGAUGGCUUUAUUCAUGUGGGAGCGAGGCGAAGAAAGUCUUGCUAAGGCUUUGAUAGCUGGGCAGUUGUUCAAGGCGAUUGCGAAGGAGAUGUCUAAGGAUGACUUGAUGGAUGAUCUUUGUGAGGGAUUAGAACGAAAUGCCAAAGAAUUUUACGACAUCGCACUUGGUYUACUGGACGAGUGUUAUCGUCUACACGAAGACGCGACUCAAAAGCUACUCACCUAUCAUCUUGGAUACUGGGGAGGUCAAACGUGCUUGUCAUUGGCUGUUGCUAUGCAACACGAAGAGUUCGUUGCACAUUCGUGUUGUCAGUCAAUAAUGACCGAGAUUUGGAUGGGUGCAAUGAGAGCCGGGAAGUGGUCAACUUUGAAGACAGUCCUUGGCAUUCUUGUACCUCCCUUUAUAUUCACUCUGGAAUUUAAGUCCAGAAAAAAAAUGUCUUCAAUGCCGGUCACCUAUGAGGAAUUUGAAGCGGAGAGAAUGGAUACUAGAAACCAGGCCUCGCAACAAGUGAACUAUAUGAACCACAGCUACGAGAACGGAGCUGAUGUUGAGCCUACGGUACAGAUAAGUGGGAGGCAAGAUAGCGAUCGCAUCAGCCUGUCAGACAACCACAUCAUUAAAGAGUCUCCUUCCCAGAUCAGUUGUGUUAAAAAACUCUACGAAUUCCAUCGAGCACCUGUCACAAAAUUCUGGGCAAAUCUGAUUGUCUAUCUCAUGUUUUUGAUGUUAUUUGCUCAUCUUGUGCUACUAAAGCUAGAACCCUUUCCCAAACCACUUGAGUGGCUUUUGAUAGUCUUCGUGGUAACGUUGUUACUGGAAGAGAUACGUCAGGUUGUUCAAUCAUUACCUUGUACCCUUUUCAAGAAGAUCAAGGAAUGGGCUUCCAAUAACUGGAAUAUCUGUGAUUUUUUCGGAAUCGUCCUGUUUUUUGUUGCUGUUGUCUUACGGUUCAAUCCCAAGACUCUUGCAAUCGGCCACAUUGUUUACAGCCUUGAUAUUAUGCUGUGGAUUAUACGGCUAUUGGAUAUUUUCUGUGUCAACAAGGAUUUGGGCCCAUACGUUGUUAUGAUUGGUCGAAUGACAGUAGACAUGUUGUCAUUCCUUCUCAUCAUGCUUGUGUUCUUGUUGGCGUAUGGUAUUGCGCAACAAGCAAUUCUCUUUCCUAACGAAGACCCUUCAUGGGAACUCAUCUCCAAGAUCCUCUUCCGUCCGUAUUUCCAAGUUUAUGGUGAACUAUUCAUUGAAGAAGUAGAUUAUUCAAAAAACCCAGAGCAAACACCCUUCAAUACGCCAAGUUACGAUGCUUAUGGAGGUCGCCUUGUUACCUUUAUCAUGGCUUUCUAUCUGCUUGUGGCCAACAUACUUCUACUUAACCUGCUGAUUGCUAUAUUCAACAACACGUUCUCAAUGGUACAAGCAAAUGCGAACCAAAUAUGGAAGUUCCAGCGGUAUCAGCUGGUUAUGGAGUAUGCGCAAAGACCACUUCUUGUCCCUCCAUUCAUCGUCCUGGGUCACUUGUAUAGACUUCUUAAGACCUGUUGGAGGCGAAGCACUAAUGGAAGGAAAAAAGUCGAUAGAAAGUUAAAGCUGUUUUUGACCAAAGAUGAACUCAACAAGUUAAUGCUGUUUGAAGAACAAUGCACUGAGAGUUACUUGCAGAAAAAGGCUAAGGUGUUUAGUGCCACUCAGGAGGAACGAGUCAAGGGUAUAUCUGACAGGGUUGAUUCCAAUGCGUUUCAACUUGACAAAAUAUCUAAAGUAGUUCAUUCUCUGGAAGAUCGACACAGUAAACUAGAAGAAUACACGUUGCAAAUACUAGAUGUCGUGGGACAUCUACAGCUAAUGUUUCCGCAGACCUUGGCAGAACACGACGAAGAAACUCUCGAUUCAAACGGUAACGAACAAGAUGACACAAGAGGACAUACUUUAGAGGGUGCUGGAUACGAUAGGUACAUUAUCCAAGAUGAUCGCACAGGUCCUGUUUUCGAUCGAAUGGUUAGCAUGCCUGCCUAUAUGCACCAGCAAGUCCCUUCUCCCCGAUCGAGUCCACGAAUGUACUUCAGAACCAAGCUGCCCCUGACCAAUCCAUAUCAGUAUCGCAAGCAAUUCAAUACUGGUGGAAGCAGCGUCAAAAAGGCCAUUCAAAAAUUCCGUAGUAACACCUUGCCCAGGAAUAUCUCAAAAUCAGAAGAUACUCACCCAGAAACGAAGGCGGAAUAUGAUCAGAAAGAUGGCUACCCUGCUACACCAAGCAGAGGAUCAAAUCUGAGUCAAAAAAGAGCUGAGAGUCUGGACACACCUAAUGAACUUGAAGUUCCUCGAAGACCUGCUCGCCCUCGUUCAAGCACCAUGCCUUCAUCAUCACGCAAUCCAACUGAAUACGACAAUAUAUCACAUGACCAUGAUCUCCACAUCAGGGCAAGGCAGUCACCGUAUCCUAACUCCGACCUUCAUCGCUAUCCAGUACCAGACUUUCUUGUUGAUUGGCAGAUGCCAUUUCCUGGUUAUUUCCCUGUCAAUCAUUCGGAUCCCUCUGUUAGUGUCAGCCCUAACUGGGCUGAUGUCGAUAUAUCAGACCCUUUCUACCAAGAGGUACAGUUAAGAUUUAACACUGUGGAUAAUGGCGUGGACAGGAGAAGCCACAUGGGGGUUUACAAUCUGUUUGAUGGAAUACCGCGGAAUCCCAUGGGAAGAACAGGCCUUGGUGGCCGAGGACUUCUUGGAAGAUGGGGACCGAAUCAUGCCGCUGACCCCAUCGUAACGAGGUGGAUGAAAAACGAGGAAAAUGAAUUUUUCCAACGCGCAGGGAAGCGUGUUCUGGAGUUCGUUGCCAUUCAGCGAUGUGACUGUAAAGAAUGGGCAAUACCUGGCGGAAUGGUCGAAGUUGGUGAAACCAUAAGCGAAACGCUGAAGAGAGAGUUCUGUGAGGAAGCACUGUGUUCACUCGAGGACACCGAAGAAGAAAGAAAGGAAAAAUGCGCUCGAAUAAAACAGUUUUUUGCUAAGGGAACUGAGAUUUAUAAAGGCUACGUUGAUGAUCCACGAAAUACUGACAACUCUUGGAUGGAAACGGUUGCAAUUAAUUUUCACGAUGAAACGGGUGACAUUUUGAAUGACAUCCAGCUCAAGGUAGCUCUGCUUUAAUGAACUAAUUAGCUUAUGGGCUAUGUAGCGGUAGUUUGAAAAAAGUGAUCAUUAGUUUGGUAUUUCCUCUACACACAAUACACACAAUACACACACGCAAGAAAAAAGAAAAAAGAAA